Tinamus guttatus (white-throated tinamou) is the source of this 530-nucleotide messenger RNA. The record is from RefSeq and is a predicted model, not a curated record. Lineage: Eukaryota; Metazoa; Chordata; Aves; Tinamiformes; Tinamidae.
AGCCGUGAGCCAGAGCGCGGGUGCCCAUGACCGACCUGGCGUCGCCCGCGGGCGAGAACCCCUUCGCCUUCCCCGGCAGCGAGGAGAGCUUCGGGGAGGAGCGGGUGCUCGUGAUCCACAGCCAGGCGGAGGAGGAGGAGGCGGGCAAGGAGUUCAAGUGCAUCCUGUGCGGCGAGCGCUUCGGCCAGCAGCCCAGCCUCGCCCGCCACCAGAAGCACCACGCGAGCGAGCGCGCCUUCAUCUGCGCCGAGUGCGGCAAGGGCUUCAGCCUCAAGCACAACCUCAUCAUCCACCAGCGCAUCCACACGGGUGAGCGGCCCUACCAGUGCGACGUCUGCCAGAAGAGCUUCAGCCUCAAGCAGAACCUGCUGACCCACCAGCGCAUCCACAGCGGCGAGAAGCCCUUCAGCUGCGCGCAGUGCGGCAAGCGCUUCCGCGAGCAGCGCUUCCUGCUCACCCUGAUGGGAGCAAAGGUGAAGACAUUAACCAUCAACAGCAGCCCUGAUGGCUGCAUCCUGACGAGGAGAUAA